Molecule: messenger RNA, 4143 nt
Organism: Dunckerocampus dactyliophorus (ringed pipefish)
Lineage: Eukaryota; Metazoa; Chordata; Actinopteri; Syngnathiformes; Syngnathidae
Gene: atp1b2b
Product: ATPase Na+/K+ transporting subunit beta 2b
Exons: 8
Coding region: 279-1163 (294 amino acids)
Biological process (GO): intracellular potassium ion homeostasis; intracellular sodium ion homeostasis; sodium ion export across plasma membrane
Cellular component (GO): sodium:potassium-exchanging ATPase complex
Molecular function (GO): ATPase activator activity
Source: RefSeq, a predicted model, not a curated record
GGUGCGCUUUACCGCAGUAUCACUAGAUUUCUGCAGCACUCAUCAAAACUCUGCGGCAUGAAGACAAGAGCUGGGGGGAGGGCACUCACUCGGACCUCUUACUCUUACCUCCUACUUUUAGUCUCCCCUUCUCCAUCCUCAGAUAGGCUUUUCUUUUUGUUUUCUCCGAUUUGAGCUCCUCCAUCACUCCGAGAAAAAGGGCUCCAUCCUCUCUCUCUUCUCCACAGGCUGCAUUUAAUUUCAGGUUUUCUUAAAGGAGGCUGAUCUUGUAUGACAUAAUGGCAAAGGAUGGAGAAAAAAGCGAGUGGAAGGAGUUUCUAUGGAACCCCAGGACGAGGGAGUUUCUGGGCAGGACGGCCAGCAGCUGGGGUCUCAUCCUUCUCUUCUAUUUAGUCUUCUACAUCUUCCUGGCCGGCUUGUUUGCUCUCACCAUGUACGUCAUGCUGCAGACCUUGGAUGACCACAAGCCGACCUGGCAGGACAGGCUCUCCACACCAGGCAUGGUGAUUAGACCCAAAGCCGAUGAGACCUUUGAGAUUGUCUACAACAUCCAGAACACAGAGAGCUGGGACAUGUAUGCUCAGGCCCUGGACAAGUUCUUGGAACCCUACAACAACACCAUCCAGGCCCAGAAAAACGAUGAAUGUAAACCGGACCAGUACUUCCUGCAGGAGGACAGCGGCGAUGUGAAGAACAACCCCAAGCGCUCCUGUCAAUUCCAACGCAGCCUUCUGGGGGAGUGCUCGGGAAUGACUGACCGUUACUAUGGAUACCAGGAGGGCAAGCCGUGCAUCAUCAUCAAGAUGAAUCGGGUGAUUGGGAUGCUGCCAGGGAAGGAUGGCCAGGCUCCUUAUGUCACCUGUGGUGCAAAGAGAUAUAAAGUUGGCAAGGAUGAAUGGAGAGAAGACACUGACAAAAUUGGACAGUUGAAGUACUUCCCUUCCAACGGCACGUUCAACCUCAUGUACUACCCUUACUAUGGCAAGAAAGCUCAGGUGAACUACUCGCAGCCUUUGGUUGCCGUCAAGUUCCUUAACAUCACCGUCAACGAGGACGUCAACAUCGAGUGCAAGAUCAACUCCAACAACAUUCCCACCGGCAGCGAAAGAGACAAGUUUGCCGGGCGAGUGUCUUUCAAGCUGAGGAUCAACACCAUUAACUAGGUUUCAAAGCCUUUUUCCUCCUCCGAACACCUUAUGCUCUGCAACAUGGACACACGCACAGAAACAAAUCGCAGCAUUCCCACCCUUCGUGGCUUUUUGUUUACAACCCAUCUGUCCAAAAAAAAUACAUGACGGGUGCAGACAUUGUGUGUGCGGGUGUGCGAUGAUGAGAAAAUGCACGAAUAAAGGGUGGGAAUCCUGUCAUUAUUUCUGUCUGUGAGCUUGGGGACAAAAUUUGUUUCUGUAAAUUAAUUUGAGGUGACGUCUAUUUAUACUGCAUGACAAACAAAGUAGGGGACGUGACGGAUAUAAACGUGUGUUUUUAAAGUUUGCAAGGACCAGUAACGUUAACACUAUUGCUGCUCCUGUCCUGCUGCCUCAGUAUAGAGCGUUCCUCUAUAUGUGAUACACACCACUACAAAAUGUUUAUAUAGUUUUUAUUUACACAAUAUCAUAACCUCGCCGUAAUAGGGAUGGGCAUUUGAAAUAAAUACAUUUCAUGAAUCCACUAUGGGGGGAAUGAUUACUCAAUUAUCGAUUCAUUGUUUUUUUUUGUUUUUUUAAAACUUUUAUCCAUUUGAGAUGGUAGGAAAUACUAAGUAAAGUGUCUGCAUGUCUUCUUUGCUCUGCUUCUUGAGACAGAAACAACAGCGCCUCCGCUGGUUGCAGCCAAGUAGUGCACUCCAUGAUUAACCAGCAUUCCACUGAAUUCUUAACAAUCAAUUAUAAUGCCCAUCCCUAAUCCAUAUACCUAAUCAGUUGCACUCAAAAGAUGAAUCCAACAGCAUAUAUAUUGAUGGAUGGAUGCCGAGAUGAAGCCAUUUUGCAUGUGUGUAUUGUCUUUAGUGUGCUAUGAGGGCAGGAGGCCGCCCCCAAAAUGUCCCAGCUCUUUGCGCAGUGUGGUUAAAAAAAAAAAAAGGUUCUGUGAAAGCGCUGACCACCAGGAGGGACCGCCAUGUAAUCUACGAAACAUUACGCACGCGCACAGUCGGCGUGUAUUACAAACACAAAGAUAGGCUCCUAGCCCGAACCUUUAAGCGUGUUGGUGGCUUGAAUGCGCGUACGAUCAAUCCAAUGACACACUUCAUUCCGUAGGUCGGGAAAUUGCAUACAUUGUGCAAUACUCACUAAGAAGCAUACAUUAUGAAUGCUCGAUCUCGUUGUUUAAGGCAGGCUAAUCCUGCAUAUUCAACAUGCUACAUGGUCUUCCACCCUCACCCCUCCCUGAACUGUGUGAGAGGUAAUUAUUUUUAUCCCCAUUGAGUUUACAGUUAGCUGAAACAAUCAAUUAACUAAUUUACGCCCGGUCACUAGGAGGCAUUUGUGGUUAUAGUGACAUCUUUAGACGUUUUUGCUUGUGUUGCAUUGAUUUAUCAGACUUCAGAAAUGGAUGACAUUGUAUGUUUUGUAUUGAUUUGCACUUGCUGUGCUUUUUUGGGGGAGGGGGCUGACUUGAAUUUAUUCGCAGGAAGUGGUCAUAGUAGGGUUUUGUGCACUUGAACUGUUCGUGGAUAGGCUCAAAUGAAUACAACUGGACUGGAGGAGGGGCUGAUUUUAAAAACCACAAUUUCAUUUUUGUCGCGCAUUUUUGCUGCGGUAUUCGGUGUUUACGUUGUGACCAGUUAGACAGCACAAUCUGCAAGCAUGUGUGUGGUGCUAACGAUGUGCUCUGACUGAUCGGUGUGGGUCGACAACGCAAGAGUAAUUCAAACUCAGGCAAUCCAGAGAAUCUUUUUCCUGCUUUCUGUUUUUUUCCACUCCAUUCACAAGCACACUCCUCGGCUGCAACACUUACUUAAUUUCACUCUAAUCUCUUAAUCUGGUGGGCUAAUCCACAGCCCUGCACGCUGAACUUCUUUGCCCUACUUUGUUGCUCUUCCUCCUUCGCAUGGUCACCGUAUCCGAAACAGACGUGAAACAAGGACCAUUCAUUCAUUUUGUUUGUUUGUCCCGGCAUUUAAUCCUGAAUAUUACGUUAUAAUUCAUCCUAGAGCUGUUCAAUUGCAAAACAGCUCCUGCUUUAGCCAUUUGCAUAUGAAGUCUUCAACCAAAGAUCUACAUUAGAGUGAAAAAUGUGAUUUCACCAAGAAAUGCAGAGACAGUGUAGGAUCCUGUGGCUGCAUAAAGCAAUGUUAUAAAAAGGCCUACGGUUAUAUAAUACGCACAAAAGGAAUAUGUUUCUCAAAGACAUAACAGUGCCUCCUGGUGGACAGAACAUGUUGUUGCCAGUGUCCAGGAAUAUACUGUAAUUGAUCCUCUGACAGUAUCUCCUUUUAUCAAUCUUCCUCUGUGAUAAUUUGGAGAUGUCCUCGCAAAGCAAUAUAUUUCUUUCUCGUGUGGCUGUGUGGUGUAUUUAUGGAAAAAGGGUGUGACAAAACGAGGCGUUAAAAAAAACAACAACAAAAAAACAAGUGAGAGACAGCUUUUCAUGGAAGAAUAGAAGUCAUGUAUCGUUUGUGACUGAUUAUUUUUAAUCGCAAUUUUUGUUGUAAAGACUAGAGAACGUAUCGGCCGGGAUUGUAUCACGUCAGCUGAGGUACACGGCAGGUUUUCAUCAUCGUUUUAUCAAAUGUAACCGCUUGGUUGACGAGGCUUUCUCGUUCGUUUUCUUUACUUUGUGACAUCUCCACUCUUUCCCCUUAUGAAAGCUUUUCAGGUUUGCAAUGAAUGCGACGUGAUGGUGUGUGUCAACGUUUCCCAAAAAACGGCACAGUGUGUUCUGACCAAAAGUAUUGAUGGAAGUACACAAAUCAUGUUAUUAAAAUAUAUCAAAUAAAAUAACACCCUACCCUAUACCGACAUAUAUCAAAUCCUAAUCAUGAAUGUGGUACAAAGGGAGGAUCAGAUCAGUUUGCUGCCCAAACGGAUGAUAAAUCUACCCUGGAUCUUUAUUUUAUGCUCUUACUGUAUGUAUAUUUUUGCUCAUGUUUACUGCAAAACAAGAUAGAGAAAUUAAUAAAUGUCAUUUAAGGAACCAAAA